Molecule: messenger RNA, 3884 nt
Organism: Fundulus heteroclitus (mummichog)
Lineage: Eukaryota; Metazoa; Chordata; Actinopteri; Cyprinodontiformes; Fundulidae
Gene: stox1
Product: storkhead box 1
Exons: 4
Coding region: 262-3516 (1084 amino acids)
Biological process (GO): positive regulation of transcription by RNA polymerase II
Cellular component (GO): cytoplasm; nucleus
Molecular function (GO): RNA polymerase II transcription regulatory region sequence-specific DNA binding; DNA-binding transcription activator activity, RNA polymerase II-specific
Source: RefSeq, a predicted model, not a curated record
GCCCUCCUCCUCCCCGCCACCGUCACUCGUUCCCCUGGAAGCCGACACAAACCAGUCCGCUCUGCGUCUGCCGCGCUGGCUGCAGGGUUCAGAGCCCCUCCAGGGGAAUGCACGGCAAAGUCCGCCGCGCACUGCGCAUGCUGUGCUGGAAAUCCGUCUUUUAACGACAGCCUUCCGACCCAGACCAUGCCCGCUCCCCUUUGAGCAACCCAAAGGCUUUUUUUUUCUUCUUCUUCUUCUUCUUCUUCUUCUUCUACAGACAUGUCCCACCAGCAGCGGCUCGUCCAGCUCUCCGGAGCUUCGCUCGCCGUCGUCUUCGGCCCGGACGGGGAGAGUUUGCGCGCCGUCGAGGGGAAACCCAACGCCGACGGUCCGAGUGGCCAAGAGAUCUUUGCCGAUUUUAAGGCGCAAAACUCGCGCAGUUUCUGGAACAAGAGGCUCGUUCGGGCCAUGGCCGAGGUGUACUUUCAGGGAUGGAUGGAAAACUUGGUGCUUUUCAUUCAGGGGAACGCCAACAACUUGGAGGUGCUGAGGGAAGCCUGGAUGCGCAGGGCUCUGAGGUCACCAAAGGGAUUCAUUAUUAAAGCUGUUGGCGACCUCUCCCCGGUGCAGAUGUCCUCGGUUCCUCAGUCGCAGUUCAUUCCCUUGGCUGAAGUGCUGUGCUCCGUCAUCUCCGACAUGAACGCCGCCCAAAUCACCGUCACCCAGGAGGCACUUGUCAACUACAUGAGCAAAGCCCAUCCAGGCAUAACCAUACCCACUCAGGACAUCCUCCACAACGCCCUGGGAACUCUGAUCAAGGAGCGCAAGAUUUACCACACAGGCGAAGGCUACUUCAUCGUUACACCUCAGACCUAUUUUAUCACCAACACCAUGGUCCGAGAGAAGAACUGGUGGACCUCCAGUUCAACAGAUGACCCUCCUGUGGCCCCUCCUGUGACUUACCUCCUGAGCAAUGAAGUCUGUGUUGAGAGCGCUCAAACAGUCCCUGUGGCCCACUGCAGGUCAUGCAGCUGUUUCAGCCCUCACCAGAACUCCCCCAACACCGCUGCCACGACUGAAACGGCCACCGUCCCUCCCUCCACUGUUCCUGACCAGCAUUCUGUGUCCGUGUCCAUAAGCGAAUGCACCGGAAGGAGUUUAAAGUGGCCCCGGGCGUCAGACCACAAACCCUCUGUGCAGCAUCAGUCCACAUCCACAGCGGCAGACUGUCAGGCCAGUGAGAUCAGCAAAACGACUGCUACUACAAACGCCACAAAUCGGAAAGAAAAGGAUAAACCCGGGAGGAAGUUUGGUCUCAGCUUGUUCAGGAGGAAUGGAGGAAAGAAGGAGAAGCCAAAGAAGGAGUAUGCAUCGUUUUCGGGGCAAUUCCCACCAGAGGAGUGGCCCGUAAGAGACGAGGAAGACUUGAACAACUUGCCCCGAGACCUGGAGCAUGCCAUCAUCAAACGCAUCAACCCUGAACUGACUGUGGACAACCUGACGCGCCAUACGGUCCUAAUGAAGAAACUAGAGGAGAGGAGGGAAAGGGGAGUGGACAGGAUUUUGGAUCGAGCUCUGGACAGUAAAGACAAGGGAGUCGACAAGGGAAUGUCAACCGACAUCCUAACUCUCUCCAAACACAGACAUCACCACUUGUCUAAAGCAGCUGGAGGGAAAAGGUCGUCUCAGAAGGCUUCUCGCAGCAAGAGGAGGGUCCACUCAUCUCGAGAAAAGCAAAGGGAAAGGGACAGGGAGAAGGUUAAGAGCAGGGCUCCCGUAUGUUCCGACAUUUAUCCAGAUGAGGAGGACUUGAUUCCAACACGGCUUAGGGAAGAAAUCCCCGCUGAUGUAGCAGAUCAGGUGGAGGAGGCUGGGAAUGCUGAGGGGAAGUGUCUGUACAAGAAGCGCAUUGACAAUCCUUUCCAGACUUAUCCAAUCAAGGAUGCUGAGAACAUACCUCCCACCAACAUGGAUCACAGGAGACGAGAGGUCAAGGAGGGCAAAGCAUCUGGGUCUGGGAGGAAGGAUCGCACCAGUCACCGCUCCAAGUCGUGGGACCCUCAUCGGGCAAAACUGAUGGCAGCAGAUGGAGAGGAUGGCCAGAAAUUACCCCCGUACAAGGACAGAUACGACUGCGACCAUGAGAGGGACUUUGUUGUUGAACAUCUACUCCAGCCGGACAAGAAGCUUAGUAGAGAGCUUGGUCUGGACUACAGCUCGGCGUAUCUACAUGGCAGCACGCUCAGGAUCGGUGAUAAGGUUCGGCAUCAGGAUGAACAAAGCAACAGGGAGAUUUGGGAGAGAGAGGGCAAAAAUGGACAUUUUCAGGAUGUGCAGGAGUACAAAAGUGUAUCGGACCAAAGCAAAAUACAAAGUAACAGCCUCAAUAACAUCCAGCACCACUCCAAUACGAAUACUGUUGUCCCUGCCCAUCCCUAUCAGCCCGUCAUUAACCCUGCACAUGAUCCAGAUCUGCCUUGGCCCAAGCCCUCUUUACAGCGCAAACAUUCCCUCCGACUCUCCGGUCAACAAAGGGACGAUGCUCCAAAGCCAAAGGAGCCCUCCGUGACUGCUGAUGAUCAGCACGAGACCAGUAGAGACAUUAACACCGGGGAGGUUGUGGAACUGAAACCUGACGCCACGCCGCUGAUGGCAAACAGUGACGGCUUUAUAGAAGAUGACUGUAGGCUCUAUCAGAGAGCAGAUGGACCAGAGGAUGAAGAUGGCUGCAGCUCCCUGUGUCUGAACACCGAGGAGAUGACUGAUGCAAAGGAUUACCAAACCGGUGUAGUAAGCCAUCAUGGUCACCAGCUGGUUUACAGUAACACUGAAUCAAAAAUGCAUCAACAUUCCUAUUAUAAAGCCAUGUUUCAACAGCCGCAAGCUGCCUUCAAAGAAGACUCAACAGAGAGUGCUUUAAAAGAUCUACUUCCUCCCUUAUGCCAGAGGGAAGCUUCCCUCAUAUCCACAAGACCAGCAGAGAGCAGCUGGAGACUGCAUCAUCAGAGAACUAGAUCCCCAGGGACGUUCUGUGACUCAAGUCCUGUGAGAGGUCCAUUGGGGGGGAAAGGUUGUGGAUCCGUUCUAGAUGCCGACUGUCCAGAGGCAUGUGAAGGUGCAGACAGCAGUAUCUUUGACUACUGCCAGGCCAGCGAGCUCGAAUCGGACUCGGAGACUGUCCGAAAGUCAGCCGACGAGGGCGACGGUGGCUCUGUGCACUGGCCUGUGAAUGUGGAGGAAGUGCGGCAGGAUUGCUUUGAUGAGAAUGGUGUCCCUCAGACCCACAGGGCCAUCAAGAGCCCACCCACUGGAACCAGAAGAGCAGAGGAAAUGGUGGAGAACCAGAGCAUCACUGGAGACAGUGGUAUAGAUUCCCCUCGGACCCGUGUCAGCCUUGCAUCUAGCAACACUGUUAUCCUCGAAGGUCUCAAGAGGAGGGGCUUCCUGCAGAACCUGGAGAAACUGCAUUCAAAGAGCAGCACCAUCCGACCGCAGAGCUCACUGCUACAGCUCACUCCGGUGAUGAACGUAUAGCAGAGGACACUUCUCCGACGUGCAUGAAAAAGGCUUAAACCACACGUCUGAUGUAUGCGAGCGCUACAUAAAGGGAUAGACCGUCACUAUGGUGCCUACCUCCACGUAUUGACACACAUGACAACACAGGUCUGUGUAAAAAUGUACAGUGAACACGUUGAUUGUAAAUAGCUUUGAGAAAUCUGCUAAAAUAUAUCCAGGCUUCCUUGUGUAUGUGCUGUUAUAUAGUUUUCAUUUUAUGCAAUUGAAAGUUUUUUUUCCCCCCAUUGUUUCAUUGGUUCAAUUGUGUAGAGAAAGACAAUAAGUUGUCCAAAUAUUUCAUUCUUUUUGUCUCGAGUUACAAAAAUAAAAUCGUAUAUUCACCAAGA